GCGCGGGGGCCCGGCCGGGCGAUGCCGCGGCUGCUGCCGCUCCUCUGCGCGCUGCUACCGCUGCUGCUGCCUCUGCCGAGCCCGGCCCGCGCCCGCCACAUCAAGAAAGCGGAGGCGGCGGCGGCGGAGCCCGGCGAGGCGCUGCGCUACCUGCACUCGGCCGAGCUGGGCGAGGCGCUGCGGGCUCUGGCGGACGCGGCCCCGCCGGGCCUGGCGCGGCUCUUCAGCAUCGGGCAGUCGGUGGAGAAGCGGCCGCUGUGGGUGCUGCGGCUCACGGCCGGGCUGGGCCCCGAGCGGCCUGACGAGCCGGCCGGCGGAGCGGCUCUGCCCGGGCGGCCGCAGGUGAAGCUGGUGGGGAACAUGCACGGAGACGAGCCGCUGGCACGGCCGCUGCUGCUGCGCCUGGCGCGGGAGCUGGUGCGGGGCUGGGCCAGCGGCGACGCGCGCAUCGUCCGCCUGCUCAACACCACCGACCUGUACCUGCUGCCCAGCCUCAACCCCGACGGCUUCGAGCGCGCCCGCGAGGGCGACUGCGGCGGCGGCGGGGAGGGCGGGCGGGAGAACAGCCGCGGCCGCGACCUCAACCGCAGCUUUCCCGACCAGUUCGGCGCCGCCGAGCCCGACCUGGAGCCCGUGCCCGAGGUGCAAGCGCUCAUCGACUGGAUGCGCCGCAACAAGUUUCUGCUCUCUGGCAAUCUCCAUGGUGGCUCCGUGGUGGCAAGCUAUCCCUACGAUGACUCUCCCACGCAUAGGCCCACAGGAGUCUACAGUAAAUCAGCUGAUGAUGAAGUCUUCAAAUAUUUGGCAAAAGCUUAUGCAUCUCAUCACCCCAUAAUGAGAACUGGCAAACCCAAUUGCCCUGGCGAGGAGGGAGAGACCUUCCAGGAUGGGAUCACGAACGGUGCCCAGUGGUACGACGUGGAAGGUGGGAUGCAGGAUUACAACUAUGUGUGGGCCAACUGCUUUGAGAUCACGUUGGAGCUGUCUUGCUGCAAAUAUCCUCCAGCCUCUGAGCUUCAGAAGGAGUGGGAGAACAACAGGGAGUCUCUCCUUGCUUUCAUUGAGAAGGUCCACAUUGGUGUGAAAGGCUUUGUCAAGGAUGCAAUCACUGGAGUUGGCCUGGACAACGCGACCAUCGCCGUUGCUGGUAUCGCUCACAACAUCACAGCGGGCAAAUUUGGGGAUUACCACCGACUGCUUGUGCCUGGGACCUACAACGUGACUGCAGUUGUCGUGGGUUACACACCAGUGACCAAAGAGAACGUCGAGGUGAAGGAGGGAGAUGCAACAGAAGUGAAUUUCUCCUUGCAGCCAACUGUGAUGCCACCAGCUCUUAAUGUCACACAGUUCACGACAGCGCCGGCUCCUGCCACUACCGUCACCCCCACCCCUGUGCUGGCAGAGGCCCCAAAUCCAACCUCUCUCCAUGAACCCAUCCAGCCCGUGGACUUCCGCCACCAUCACUUCUCGGACAUGGAGAUCUUCCUGCGGCGUUAUGCCAACGAGUAUCCCAACAUAACCCGGCUCUACUCCGUCGGCAAGUCCGCGGAGCUGCGGGAGCUCUACGUGAUGGAGAUCUCUGACAACCCCGGCGUCCACGAAGCAGGUGAGCCGGAGUUCAAGUACAUCGGGAACAUGCAUGGGAAUGAGGUUGUGGGGCGAGAGCUUCUCCUGAACCUCAUCGAGUACCUCUGCAAGAACUUUGGCACAGAUCCUGAAGUGACUGAGUUGGUUCAGAGCACACGGAUCCACAUCAUGCCGUCUAUGAACCCUGAUGGCUAUGAGAGAUCCCAGGAAGGAGACAAAGGAGGUACCGUUGGCAGAAACAACAGCAACAACUAUGACCUGAACCGGAACUUCCCAGAUCAGUUUGUCAACGUGACAGACCCUCCACAGCCAGAAACUCUUGCUGUCAUGGCCUGGUUGAAGUCUUACCCGUUUGUGCUCUCGGCAAACUUGCAUGGAGGUUCUCUGGUGGUUAAUUACCCCUUUGAUGAUGAUGAGCAAGGAAUAGCCAUAUACAGUAAAUCCCCAGACGAUGCUGUGUUCCAGAAGCUGGCACUUGCCUACUCCAAGGAAAAUGCACAGAUGUACCAGGGAAGCCCUUGUAAGGAUAUGUACCCCACUGAGUACUUCCCACACGGCAUCACUAAUGGGGCUCAGUGGUACAAUGUUCCAGGUGGGAUGCAAGACUGGAAUUACUUGCAUACAAACUGCUUUGAACUGACCAUUGAGCUGGGCUGUGUGAAAUACCCAAGAGCUGAGGAGCUGCCCAAGUACUGGGCCCAGAACCGCCGAUCGCUGCUGCAGUUCAUGAAACAGGUUCACCUCGGCGUCUGGGGCUUUGUGCUGGAUGCUGUGGACAAGAGGGGCAUUCUCAAUGCCACCAUCAGCGUGGCCGACAUCAACCACCCCGUGACCACCUACAAGGAUGGAGACUACUGGCGCCUCUUGGUCCCGGGGACGUACAAAAUCACAGCGUCUGCCCGAGGGUAUGAUCCAGUCACUAAGAUGGUGGAAGUUGGCAGCAAAGGUGGGGUGCAGGUCAACUUCACUCUUUCACGGACAGACAGCAAAGUGGAGGAGGGAAAGGUGCUGGUCUUGAACACCCCAGACACCAGCAACCCCACCGAGAAGGAGUUUGAGACCCUGAUCAAAGAUCUCUCUGCUGAGAAUGGUCUGGAGCGGCUCCUGCUCACCUCCUCCCGGGAUGUGGCUCCGUACCGGUACCGCCCGUACAAGGACCUCUCCGAGUUCCUCCGAGGCCUCUAUCUGAACUACCCACACAUCACAAAUCUCACCAGUUUGGGUCAGAGUGUCGAGUUCCGUCAGAUCUGGUCCCUUGAAAUCUCCAACAAGCCCAACCAGUCUGAACCUGAGGAGCCCAAGAUCCGCUUUGUUGCCGGUAUUCAUGGCAAUGCUCCUGUUGGGACAGAGCUGCUCCUGACACUGGCAGAAUUCCUUUGCAUGAACUACAAGAAGAACGCUGCUGUUACAAAGCUGAUUGACCGGACACGGAUUGUGAUUGUGCCUUCCCUGAACCCAGACGGACGCGAGAUCGCCCAGGAGAGGGGCUGCACGUCAAACAUAGGCCGGACUAAUGCUCACGGCAGAGAUCUGGACACAGACUUCACAAGCAAUUACACCCGGCACUCUGCGACACGGGAGCCUGAGACCAAAGCCAUCAUGGAGAACUUGAUACUGAAGCAGGAUUUCAGCCUCUCUGUUGCCCUGGAUGGAGGAUCCCUUCUUGUCACUUACCCCUAUGAUAAGCCAACCCAGUCAGUGGAGAACAAAGAAACACUGAAGCAUUUGGCAUCUCUGUAUGCAAACAACCACCCAGUGAUGCACUUGGGCCAGCCAGGCUGUCCAAAUAAGUCAGACGAGAAUAUUCCUGGUGGCGUGAUCCGUGGCUCAGAAUGGCACAGUCACUUGGGAAGUAUGAAGGAUUUCAGCGUGACAUUUGGUCAUUGUCCUGAGAUCACUGUUUAUACCAGCUGCUGCUACUUCCCGAGCGCUGGACAGCUUCCUGGCCUGUGGGCAGACCACAGGAAAUCUCUCCUCAGCAUGCUCGUGGAGGUUCAUAAGGGAGUGCAUGGGAUUGUCCAAGACAAGAGUGGCAAGCCAAUUUCUAAAGCUACCAUUGUUCUGAACGAGGGUUUGAGGGUCUAUACUAAAGAAGGGGGCUAUUUCCACGUGCUCCUGGCUCCAGGUUUUCACAGCAUCGAUGCAAUAGCCAAUGGGUACCAGCAGAAACAUGUCAAGGUCUUUGUACGUGAUGAUGCACCCAGCUCUGUCUUCAUAAUAUUUGACACAGAAAACAGGAUUUUUGGACUGCCAAGGGAGCUGGUUAUAACUGUUGCAGGUGCAAGUAUGUCUGCUCUGGUCCUCACUGCCUGCAUCAUCUGGUGUGUCUGCUCAAUCAAGUCCAACAGACACAAGGAUGGCUUCCACCGCCUCCGGCAGCACCACGACGACUACGAGGACGAAAUCCGCAUGAUGUCCACUGGCUCCAAGAAAUCCCUGCUGAGCCACGAAUUCCAGGAUGAAACGGACACUGAAGAAGAAACACUGUACUCCAGCAAACACUGACACCUCCCGGGCAGGAAAGGAGGUUGCCAUGGACCAGAGCCGGUUGUGGGGGGCGGUCCCUGUGGUUCAGUUUUGAAACCUUAGCUUCAGGAUGUGUCCUCCAGAGGGGCAGGUGGCAGCUCCCAACUUCCCUCUGUUUGCUCUGUCCUAAUGUACCUGCUAAUCAGUGGGUGUUGGAGGCUGUUUCUGGGAUAAUGACAUGGUGUUGGUACAUUUUUGGGUGAAGAUCUGGAGGGUCACAUGACGUGAUUUGAAAGGCAACUUAACAGGGUGGCCAGCAGAGCUUUUAGCACUUCCCCAGCAUCUCAGCACAGGGAAUAGAUGGUGGGGAAGUGCCCCAAGACCUGCCUGGAGUCGUGGCUACAACACUCCAAAGAGGUUUCUCUACCUGUUUUGAUUUGAUAUUUUCCACUCUGUGCUUGGGGGAAGCCAGAUCCUUCACGUGAAUCAAUGUUCCCCAGGGCAGCCCUUGGAAAAAGACCAAAAAAAAAAAAAGCCUUCGAUUCUCAGCUCUUCCCUUGGAGCUUUUCCCGCCAUGGGAUGCUGUGGCCUGGUGUGAUCUGCAGUGGUUGUGGAGCAUCUCUUUAUGUGUCAUUAGUUUCAGGGGGUGACUUGGCAUCCUGAAAGCUGGAGGACAUGACAUCGUUCUUGAUGUGAGCUGGAGAAAGUCAGAGCCUCAGUGCACUCUGACAGAGUUCCAUUGCCUGCCAGCUCUGCCACAGGGCUGCUCCUGACUUCUGGGGAAGAAAGAAACUUUAUCCCCGUCACCCCUGGUUGUGUUUUGUUUGUGUAAUAGGCUUGGCUGUGGGAGUCUCAUGUUAAUGUUACCACAGCUCAGUGUCUGCAAGAGCAGCUGAAGGUUAUUCUAAGGGAAUGGAUUCACUGAUUUGUAGAAGAGCAGUCAGUUACUGCUCCACCUGAUCAGCUUUGCUCAAAUCCACCUUUGUUCAGGAGGAAACAGUGAAAUCUGUAUACCACUGCUUUGUAUUGGAGCUUCAGGGAGAGGUCAUGGGAGUAUCCAUGGCCCAACUUUAGCACUAAAUUUUGAAGAAAAGCUGCACCAUUUGCCAAUUUCCGCAUAACACCAUUUCAGUCACCAAGCUCUGGUGAUGGCAGGCAGCAAAUUAGCUGCUGGCUCGGUUCUGUUCUGCUCCUGCAGCGUCCCUGAAGUGUAGAGCAGGAGCUCCACCUGUAUGUGUGGCUGCAGCUGAGGCUGCUGUGGGUCCUGGGGGCAAGGUGUGAGGAAGGGCUGAAUUGUGCUGAAGGAGGAGGGAAAAGCAGCCAAAUUCUGUUGUGUAGCACUUGGCAGGAAGUUGUAAAGAGGAGCUGCAGCACACAUCCCCAAGACAUGCAGGAUUUGUGGGGAAUAGAAGGGAUGUCCAGAGGGGAAGAAUGGCUGAAAUGUUUGAUUUCUAAAGCCUUUAUGCAUCUCUGAUGUUCCUGUGCUUUCUGGGCAGAAGGCUGGGGUUAGAAUAGGCACUUAUUUUCUUGCUGCUCAUUUUCUUUUUUAAUUCUUGCCCCACUGACCUGAUCUCUGGGGUGCAGGAGCCUUAGGCCUCUAGUUUGGCCUGAGCUGCUCUGUCCUCCAGCAGCCUGGGGAUGUCCACUAGAGCAACCUGCACGUGGUGUCCAUGGUGGGGGUGUUUGCACCCAAAUAGAUGAUGGGGUCUGCUCUGCAGGGCUCUGACCUGCUCUCCUCUGGAGGAACAGCACAGUGUGUUCCCCUUUUAAGGCUGUUGGGCCAUGUCACCUGGGGAAGAGGCUGUUCCUCACCUCUGCCUGUGGUGAUGCCCUGCCAGAACCACGUGGCUGUGCUGUCAUUCUCAUCAUCUCAUCUGGUUUUGUGUAGCUGUCUGGGGGCACAGAGAUAACCCUUAGUCACCAGUGUACCUUCUUCCCUGUUCCACAGGGGAUUCUACUACAAAACAUGAAAAGGUGUGGCUGAGGUGGUGUGCUGGGAACAGUGAGAUGAGGCUGAGCAUUCCCCACACUCCUGUCCCCCCUGUCCUGUUGAUUCUGCAGGAACCAUGAACAUCUCUGAGCCUGUUCCCAGCUCAUCGUGCUGAGCAGGGGAUUGGCUUUAGUCCUGGGCCAUGUCCCUUUUCCAUGUGUACCAGGCUGCAGGACACCAGCACACAAAAGCAUUAAUCCUGCCUCAUCUCUGAACUGUUCCUCCUUUAACAAGAGACACAGUAGGUUUUAUUUAAAGUCGGGUUUGCAAAUGGCUCUUAGGGCUCUGUUUGGGCUUUGUUUGCUCUGUCAGCAGGUAACGGGCAGAGCUGGCCGUGCUUUGUCCCUCUAGCAAUAAGUCCUGGCCCUUUCCCUCAGAGUGAAUUUCGCAGUUUAGCUUGGAGUAGGUGUGUAUAUUUAAGGUGAGUGGAUUUGAGAUGUUUUGCAAACGUGAGAGACUUUUCCUACGUAGCAGGACCAGGUGGGGGUGCCUGGCUCUGGCCCCGGCUCUGUGCUCAGAGCUUCGCAAGCGCUGGGGCUGUUCCUGAGCAGUUUGGGAAGGCAGGAGCGGCUCCCCCGAGCCCUCGGUCCGUCUGUCCGUCCGUGCGUCCGCCCGUGCCCCGGGCCGAGGAGCCGGUCCCCGCUGUCGCUGUCGCUCCGUGCACUUGUGCCUUCAAAUGUAAUUUUAAAAGGGACUUGAAUCGCCGAUUCCUGGCAGCGGGAGGGGAGGGGGCGGCGCGGGGCCGGGCCCGGCUCUGCCCUCGGGCGCUGCCUGUUUUUUACCUGUUAUACUGAGAUCAAUAAUCUGUAUAAAACUAUUUUGAUGUCCA
Molecule: messenger RNA, 6872 nt
Organism: Neopelma chrysocephalum (saffron-crested tyrant-manakin)
Lineage: Eukaryota; Metazoa; Chordata; Aves; Passeriformes; Pipridae
Gene: CPD
Product: carboxypeptidase D
Exons: 21
Coding region: 22-4092 (1356 amino acids)
Biological process (GO): proteolysis
Molecular function (GO): metallocarboxypeptidase activity; zinc ion binding
Source: RefSeq, a predicted model, not a curated record